Capra hircus (goat) is the source of this 411-nucleotide messenger RNA. RefSeq names its product mast cell protease 2-like. NCBI's taxonomy places the organism in Eukaryota, Metazoa, Chordata, Mammalia, Artiodactyla, Bovidae. Gene Ontology annotation, biological process: proteolysis. Bases 4 to 411 code for a protein of 135 amino acids. The transcript has 3 exons. The record is from RefSeq and is a predicted model, not a curated record. Gene Ontology annotation, cellular component: intracellular membrane-bounded organelle; cytoplasm. Gene Ontology annotation, molecular function: serine-type endopeptidase activity.
AUCAUGUUACUGAAGUUGGAGGAGAAAGCCAACCUGACACUGGCUGUGCGGACACUCCCCUUCUACCCCAUGUCACCUUCAUCUGUCCUGGAGAAUGUGCCAGGUGGCUGGCUGGGAAGAACAGGUGUGAAGGAACCAGCCUCCAGCACUCUGCAAGAGGUGAAGCUGAGACUCAUGGAGCCCCGGGCCUGUAGCCACUUCCCUGCUUUUGACCACAAUCUCCAGCUGUGUGUGGGCAAUCCCCAGAGCACAAAAUCUGCUUUUAAGGGAGACUCAGGGGGCCCUCUUCUGUGUGCUGGGGUGGCCCAGGGCAUUGUCUCCUAUGGACUGUCCAAUGCAAAGCCCCCCGCCGUCUUCACCCGGAUCUCCCCUUACCGGCCCUGGAUCGAUGAGGUCCUGAAAGAGAAUUAA